Messenger RNA from Mya arenaria, 1402 nucleotides. Its product is annotated as cysteine-rich and transmembrane domain-containing protein 1-like. The record is from RefSeq and is a predicted model, not a curated record. The coding region runs from base 196 to 465 and encodes 89 amino acids. NCBI's taxonomy places the organism in Eukaryota, Metazoa, Mollusca, Bivalvia, Myida, Myidae. The transcript is spliced from 3 exons.
AGAUAGUGUUAGUGAGAUUGUCGAUGAUUAUGCGUCACUUAUCGUCCUCAUGUGACCGUCUAGUGUUUAUAGUCGGAUACUGAUGUGAUCAAGUUAAAUUAAGGAAGAAAAUAAUACUGGAUACAUUGGACGUUUUCUCUUUUAAUAGGGAAUAAGGAUUUGAUAUAGAGAAGGCGAGUGCGCUCCGUGUGUUUGAUGAGCUACCAGAACCCUUCCGCGCCCUAUCCCCAGCAGCCCCCUCAAUAUGGGGCAGCCCCGGGCUACCAACAGCAGGGAUACGCCCCCUACCCACCCGCAGGGGCCUACCAACAGCCUCAACCAACUACUGUGAUCGUGUAUAACCAGGACGACCCGUACCGGCGGGAGAUGGAGCGGCGGGAUCGGGAGCAGGAGAUGGCGGAGGACUGCUGCCUCCUCGCAUGCUGCUGGACCGUUCUCUGCUGUUGCCUCGCAAGCCAGACGUAGCGACCUCGCCGCCCUACCUCGCCAUCUCGUCAUACAAAUCAUCGCCCAACCUCGCCACUCCACUUCGCCGAUCUAGUCAUACAAACAUCUGCCUCACCAUCCAGUCAUAGCUUCACUUCGCCGCUCGAUUUCUGCAUCAUCGUCUAAUCUCGCCAUUUAGUCGUAGGACCAGACUCACUUGUCUCGCCAUCUUGCCGCAAUUACGUCGUAGGACAGGAAUAACUUCGCCGUCUAGUCGUGGGAUAGAAAUCCCUUGUCUCGCCAUCUAGUCGUAGGACCGGAAUCACUUGUCUUCAUCAUCUAGUAGUACGACCAGAAUCACUUGUCUUCGCCAUCUUGUCGUACGACCAGAAUCACUAGUCUCGUCAUCUAGUCGUACGACCAGAAUCACUUGUCUCGUCAUGCAGUCGUAUGACCGGAAUCACUAGACUCGUCAUGCAGUCGUAGGACCGGAAUCACUUGUCUUCGCCAUCUAGUUAAAUUAACAUAGCCACGCCUCUCGAUAUCAAAGACGUACAUCGAUCUGUUUUGCCUAAGGUCGACUACACUCACAUACGAGUAUAUAUCGCCAUGCUUCGACAGUCCGUUGUUUUACUAACACCGAUUUACCGUCUCGUCCGGCUUGCAAGUUCUCCCGCCCGUCUUGCCAACAAGUUUUCGUGGUUAUUUUCACUGACGGCCGAUUAAGGUUGGAUUCAUCGGCCCGUAUUGAAAUACUUAAAUUUGAAUUGAUUUCCAGGCAUCGACAUAAAGCAAAAUUGGGUUCGCUAUUAGAUAUAGUGACCCACUCGGUCUGGCAUUAAAUUAUUACUAAUGAUUAGGUAUCAAGCAUUGUUUGAAAUAUGAAAUGUUGCACUAGUGGAUCAAGCUACCUGCAUAUCUUUAUUACCGUAUUACAUGCGGUGUAAAAUAUGAUGUAUAAAUGAACAUAAUUAUA